Molecule: messenger RNA, 4251 nt
Organism: Gryllus bimaculatus (two-spotted cricket)
Lineage: Eukaryota; Metazoa; Arthropoda; Insecta; Orthoptera; Gryllidae
Source: the annotation of a GenBank genome assembly
AUGUAUGUAGAGCCCGUUGCAGCCCUGCUUCACAAAUAUCGUGAAUUGUUUCACAAUUCACAUGUUUUCAAUAUUAUUCGUCAUUUAGCGCUGCACGAUACUUGGCAAUUGAUACGUUACCUUAUAGAGCAGUGGGGUUACGACUACAGCACGUUACUGAGUGACGAAUCAAGAGAUGACUUCAAUUACAGAUAUGCACGCUCUAAUGCAAAAGCAGAAGGCAAUGCUGGUUUGAAUCAACAGACUCCAGCACGUCCUACUCGCCCUCGAAGACAAGCUGACAACUCUGGAACAAAUCAGCUGUGCCCUACUACUCGUAGAUUCAUUAUGCCCAAAGCUGCGAUGAAUAAUCAAGGCAAUUGGAUGUAUGUAGUGAAUCUGAAUGAAGUGGAUGAUCGUUAUACCCAACUGGUUGGCACAGAAACUUGCGUUUCAAAUCGUUGCAAUGGAAUUUGCUCUCUUCCAAAUGGAUAUACAUCAAGAUGUGAGCAACAGUAUGUUCAGAAGAGACUCGUAGCCUUGGAGCCAAGUGGAAAUCAGCUGUAUACAGAUGUCUUCUGGUUUCCACACUGUUGUGUGUGUCAAAUCACACAAACCGGUUAACAUGUUUGAUUUGUGAAUGAAAUUUAUAAAUAAAGACUUAUGAAUUAAUAAUGCAUUUUAGAUAACAAGUGGAACAUAAAUGUACUCUUUUGCUACUUCAUUGUGACACUUGUUGAAUUUUAAUAUAACUGAAAUGUAUGAAUUCAUCAUUACUGCCAAAACAAAGACUUCAGCUAAACAGAUAAUUGAAUUAGCAGAGUUAUAUUGUUCAAUACCAUCAAUUUUUGUAUAUAAUACAAUCAGUUUGGGUUAGAUAAUGCAUUAUGAAAUGUUGUUAAAUUCAGCUCAAACUAUUAGCAAUAAUUUUCAAUGUUUCUUGAUAAAGCUGAAAAUUUAAUCUAAGAAUCUUGUAUUAAUGUGAAGAAGUGAAUAUUAGUAAUAUCAACCAACUUUUCACAUGGUAAUGUUCAAAUUGUGAAAAUAAUUCAUCAUCUCUUACAAGUGUAUUAGCAUUGACCCAAGUAUUUUGUGAAUGUCUCCAAAGCUAUUCAUGGUAUAAUGAAUAGGAUUUCUGAUAUAUGGUUCACUUAUGGAAGAAUAUAUUAUUUGGUGUGAAAUGUCAAGAAAUCUAGUGAUAAAUCUAUCAUACAUUUACCAUAAUUUUCUAUCAUUCAUGUAUAUCUUCUUUUGUUCAUGUACAUAAAAAAAUCAUAUAAUUUCAUCUAAUGAUAUUAGUUACCAAUACCAAUGGGAAUAUUGUAUGAAACACAGAUCAUCAUUGAUUCUAUAAUAAGACAGGAUUCAUUUCUUUUUUCAUAAAAUGUUUCAUUACCAAGUAAUGGAAAUGGAAAAUAAACUUCUAAACUUCAAAUUUCUUUCCUUCUGCUCUGUGAAGAUGUUUGUUUCAUAAUAAAACUACUUUUUCUUUCAUUUUAUAUUAUUGUUUCAUGUAUCAGAGAUUUAGCACUAUUGUAUUCCAAUGAUCUGCCAAAAAUGCUUGUUUUUCUUCUUCUUCAAGAAUUCAACUAUUAUUUUCAGUAGUGUUUUCUUACAUCAUUACUCCAUCAGGUUGAAGAUUGACACCAAAAUGAAAAAGAGUGUGCCAAAUGUUGAUAUUUAGAGUUUUUCAUUUAUAAAAGUGUGUUUGCUGACUGUUGCUAAUGUUGAAAACGAUGUACAUAAGAGUUGUGUGAGGCACACAGUUGUACAUCCAGACAUUAAUGACAAAAAAUUUAACUUGUUGUUCGUUGAAGUUGAUAAAUUUAAUUAUUAUGAGUUACUUUAGAUUUCUGUAAGUAUAAAUAUAUCCUAAGUUUUCUUAAACACCAGCACCAAGACCACAAUGAAAUAUUCAAAAUAUAUAAUUAUUUUCUUCCCUUCUGUGUAAAAAGAAAAAAAAAUGGUUAUUAUUUUGUGACAGUUUACUAAAAGACAGUUUUAUCACAUAUAUGUAAAUGUAUGUACCAGCUACAAUGCUACUUAUAUUGUAAAUCAACUCUUUCUUUUCCAGGGAUUCCAACAGUUUUUUUAAAGUGGGUAAUAAAAUGAAAUAUUGAAUGGCUGCCUAUGUACCACCUUUAUUGUGUUUUUUAAAUUUCUGUAAUUGUGGAAAUAGCCAGAAUAUGUAUCUCUUGUAUGAAGAAAAGUUUUAUUUAAGAACUGUAAUUUUUAAUAUAUAGAUGACUGCAACAUUAUUUUGAACUACUCCAUACUUCAGUCUUCAAAGAUUUUGUCUUGCAAAACAAGUCUUGCUUACUUUUUCCUAAUUUAGUAUUCCAGAGAGAAAAAAUAAUUGACAGCAAAUAUGGUAUAUAUUUUUAUUGGUAGAAUUAAUUCCAAAAAUGUUAAUGACGUAAUUUAAUUCCAAACCAAAUACAAUGAAUUCUUCUCAUAAACUAGGAUCUCCUGAGGGCUUUCAAAAUACAACAAAUUAUGGUUGUGCUGUAAUAAACAUAAUAUGUCAAGUUAAUUGGAUGUAGAAUAAAAUGUAUGUUGAAUGUUGAUGCAUAUUUUUAUCUUCAUGGUAUGUGAAAUAUUUAUGAAUUUCUAUACAAAUACUUACUUGCAAGAAAGAAUGAAAUAAAAAAACAAAACAGGAAUUUGUGACAGUGGCCUCAGCAUUUAUAAAAUUAUUUUACAAUUUAUUCGGUCACAUUCUUCCACUUUGACUAUUGUAAAAUCACUUAGAAAUUGUAGCUGAAUAUUUUUCUAUUCUGUAAGCUUUUCCACUGAUGCUAUAAAAUUCCGGUUUUUGUGGUAUUUCUCAGUAUUUCAUUGCAUUAAAAACCAUUGAUAUUUUUUCAAUAUUUCUUUAAAGGUACAUUUUAUAUAGUGAGUAGUAUUAAAAUUUGUUUUGUAUAAUUUUUAUUUUCUAAUUUUAAGCUUGAAAAAAAGUUUACGAUGAUAUUUGUGGAUAUGUGGAACUAAGGGUCUGAAGAUAAAUGAAUUCAGAUAAUUCAUAUUUCUUUUUAAUUGUAAGGUAUUGAGUCUUCACAGAUGAUGAAAAACUGAUGUUACAAAAGACUUUUUGUAAUAAAUUGAACACUACUUUUGAAGAGAUUUUUUUAGUUUAACCAGUUAUAUACAAGUUUGUUAAUGGUAAUUGUAUUAUAAAUGUAAUGUAUGUUGUGUGUGUUAGAAGAAAUGUUUGAAGGAGAAAUCAUUAAUAUCACAUUUAAUAUAUGUGGUAUAUAAUAACAUGUACGAAGCUUCUACUCAGAUGAUCAGAAAACAUUAAAUAGGAACCUAUGUGAAGAGACAUGGAAAACCCACAAUGAUAUCUUUGGUGUGAAGUAAUGAUAGCCUGCAUUUAUUAUGUGACCCUAGAUAUUUCAUAAUUUCCAAGUAAAUUAUUUGCCCAACUUGUAGGCCAAUAUCUCCUUAAGGCCUUCAGCAUUCUCCUGAAAUCUAGAGCGGUUCAAUGUAUCCAACCUUUCCCUCAGGGAAAUGCACACUUCAGUUGUUCAGUGCUGAAAAAGAUUAAUAAUUAAUUGCAAAUGAGUAAAAAUUCUUAAACUUUUAAACAAGAUCAUAUAUACUUUCAGUAUUCCAAUGUUUAAUUAUAAAUUUCUUUCCAUGAAAAUACAUUUCUUUAACAAUUCCUUCCAGUUAAAAAAUGUUAUUCCAUUUAAAGUUCAUCACACAUUAUUUUUCUGAAUUUCGAAUUUCUGAUAUUGAAGUCAAUUCCAUUACAGCAAAUGUUCAACUUCAGCAAACUCUGAUACUUUUAGAAUUUUACUUAUUGAUGAUGAAAAUCUUUCAAAUCCUGAUAUUGCUAUAAUCUCAAUAACUUAAACGAUAUAAUUUUGUAAGAGUGUGCUAUUUUGUUGAUGUAGAUUAAAUUUUUUUUGUUACUGCAAAAUGAAUUGGCUAAAAUUGUGUGCACCUAUUUUCAAUUAAACAAAAUACUGUACAAGGAUAUGUAAUGUUUGUGAAAGUGGGUUUUCAUUGUUUUAUAGCUUCUUAUCCUUUGCAGGACAGUAUUCAAUUCCUUUAUUGAUAUUUCAAAAUGCCAUUUUAUAAGCAAAGUAAGUUAAUGAAUAAAUGUGUAUGUGAGAUACAAAUAAUUAUAACUUAUUGCAUGAUCCCCUUCAGUCUUUUUGUUCAUCAUAUUUUUCAAUACAUAUUUUAUAAAAAGACCAGGAAAAAUAAACUACAGGAGAAAAUUCAGUCAUUAAGAUUUCUUUUUAGUGAGGAAUCCAACACACC